AUGAGGUUAGCUGUGCUUUGCAUGUGCGGAACCCUGCUGGCCAUCUCCAUGACCCCUGGGAACUAUGCAAACCCCAGCGAGGGAACCUUCCAGUGGGGUACAGAAUCUGGGAGCUGCCUGGUAACUCUAAAGCCUGCAGGGAAGUGUGGGGGAGAGGGGAUAGAAGAGGACGCAUGCCCCUACCGAUUUAUCCUGCCACCGCUGGACAUCAUGCUGCCCUGGCAGCUCAGGGAGUUGGAGAGGACGGUGAAGGAGGUGCAAAGGCUAAAGGAGACUGUGGAGCAGCUGAAGAGAGCCUGCAUGGAGUGCAAGAUGAGCCAGAGGGAGAGGGAGCGAGAGAGAUUGGGGGACAGA
Molecule: messenger RNA, 354 nt
Organism: Coregonus clupeaformis (lake whitefish)
Lineage: Eukaryota; Metazoa; Chordata; Actinopteri; Salmoniformes; Salmonidae
Product: fibroleukin-like
Exons: 1
Source: RefSeq, a predicted model, not a curated record